UAUAACCCCACAACCCGAAAAUGAGGGGAUCCCAGUUGCAGUAGCUAUACAUGUAAUGUAAGGAACUUCUUCCAAGCACUUGAUUUUUAUCAAAUACAGUUUGAUCAUCAUGGCUUGCUUGGAGGAGUUUCAACACCUUAAAAUCCAACUGCAAGAGAUAAAAUCAGCCACUGGCAACUUCAAUGUCAACAAUGUUAUCGGACAAGGUGGAUUUGGAAAGGUGUACGAAGGAGUACUCUAUCACUGUAAGGGUAGAAGCAAGGUUGCUAUUAAGCGUCUGGAUCGUAACUAUGGGCAAGGAGACCUUGAGUUCUUGAAAGAGAUCCUGAUGCUUUCUGGUUACAAACAUGAAAAUCUCAUCUCUCUCCUGGGAUUUUGCGAUGAAGAUGGUGAGAAGAUCCUUGUGUACGAGUAUGCAUCCCAUGGAAGCCUGGAUCGCCACUUAAGUUCCACUUCUCUCACGUGGAGGGAACGUCUCAAGAUAUGUCUUGGGGCCGCAGUGGGACUGAGCUACCUUCAUGAUCCGAGGGACACGCAACAACGAGUCAUCCACCGUGAUAUUAAGAGCUCCAACAUUCUACUCGAUCAAUAUUGGAACGCCAAAGUUUCUGACAUGGGACUUUCAAAAAUAGGACCUGCAAAUCAGAAGCACACCUUUCUUGCCACGAAUGUUGUAGGUACCUUUGGGUACCUAGAUCCUAUGUAUGUGGAGAUGAGCAUCCUUACGAAAGAGUCAGAUGUAUACUCUUUUGGGGUGGUGUUGUUUGAAGUAUUGUGUGGGAGACUCUGCUUUCAAUAUCUCAAUGGUCAUUAUAACAGUUUAGUGCGAAUAUGGAAACAAAGCUACAAGCAAAAGAGAUUAGAUAACAUUAUCUUUCGAGAUCUAAAGGAACACAUCGAUCGGAUGUCAUUGGAAGCAUUUUCAGACAUUGCUUAUCGGUGUUUGCAUAAAUCUCGUGAAGAACGCCCACAGAUGUCUGAGGUUGUGGAACAACUUGAAAUUGCACUUCGGUUUCAGUCUCGUGUUGUGGAAAAAUUUGAGAUUGCGCUUCGGGUUCAAGAGAUUUCGGAAGGGGUGGAGUAUGAAGUCUACGGAUCCACAGAGGAACUAAAUAUGCUUCUCCCCAAUGGAAUCCCUGAAAUGAAUAAUUCGGGGAACAACAGGUGGAAUACAUGGAAAGCAGUCAUCAGGAGCAAUUUUAACAUAUUCUUGAACAUAUACUUUUCAACUCCGUGGGCUAUUAUAUCAACGAUGGCAGCUUUGCUAAUGUUGCUUCUUACAAUUGUACAGGUCUCUUUCAUUAUCAUUUCCUAUGAGAAUACAUUUUUGAGUCAUGUAAAUACAAAUACGCGCAUAUAGUUGUAGAUUUUUGAGCACGUAAGUAACAAUGAUACUACUUAGCUUGUGUAUGGAACAAUUGUUGAACUAGAUUAGGAUACAUAAAUGAGAUUACAACACUUCAACCUUGUA
This is a messenger RNA of Lactuca sativa (garden lettuce), 1471 nucleotides long. Its product is annotated as putative receptor-like protein kinase At5g39000. Gene Ontology annotation, molecular function: transmembrane receptor protein tyrosine kinase activity; ATP binding. The record is from RefSeq and is a predicted model, not a curated record. Lineage: Eukaryota; Viridiplantae; Streptophyta; Magnoliopsida; Asterales; Asteraceae. Gene Ontology annotation, cellular component: plasma membrane; plasmodesma. Gene Ontology annotation, biological process: protein autophosphorylation.